Molecule: messenger RNA, 546 nt
Organism: Lactuca virosa
Lineage: Eukaryota; Viridiplantae; Streptophyta; Magnoliopsida; Asterales; Asteraceae
Source: the annotation of a GenBank genome assembly
AUGUCCAAUGGAGACUGGGUCUCCUUCUCCCUUCGCCAUGGUUUGGUGGAUCUAUGUGAUGGUCUUCCUACUUCUAUCAAAUAUUGGAAGGAAGAGUUCUUGUACAUUCAUUCCUCUGCCUUUUUUGGUUCCAUGGCGUAUGGUGCAAUUGCUGACAGGGUUUCCGACCCCACCCAUGAACUCUCACUUGACGAAAUAUUAAUAACGGAGAGGUUAGCGAGCAACUUUGUUCGAUGGGCAGAUCCUGAUGAAGCAGUGUUGGGUAUGGCGGGUAUGAGUCCCCGUUGGAAUCAUUUGGGUAAAAAACAUAUGGAAAUUUUUGAGGGAAAAACUAUAACCCUUCUCGAUCGUCUUCAUCGGAAGUGUAAUGUGAACCCUACCCUAGUUACAGAGGAGGUGAUGAUCCCGGACUCCCCAACUCGUUCAGAAUCCAACAAGGAUUCCGCUCUAGAGGUUUCUCAAUCGGAGAGCUCUAAAUAUGUUCCUCCUAACCUUCGCUCCAAAGGUGUGAAAUUGGAUUCCGAUCGUGGUAGUGAAGGGUUUUGA